This is a messenger RNA of Chlamydomonas reinhardtii, 3003 nucleotides long. RefSeq lists its product as uncharacterized. The transcript is spliced from 15 exons. Gene Ontology annotation, molecular function: protein binding. Lineage: Eukaryota; Viridiplantae; Chlorophyta; Chlorophyceae; Chlamydomonadales; Chlamydomonadaceae. The record is from RefSeq and is a predicted model, not a curated record. The coding region runs from base 206 to 2743 and encodes 845 amino acids.
GUGAUGCGAAGCAGGUUGCCACAACCCAACGGGACCAAAAACCCCAAUCUGACAAUCGCGUCUCGCCCAGAGCUUGGACACAUAUAUGACACACAUCUAUGCGUUCACCUGUAAUACAUUUCAUGAUACAAAGGAUUAUGCCCCGGCAAGGUGUUACAAUGCGGACAUGCAGCUCGAUGUCCACGCCGUUUGCGUAGCUUAGGCGAUGUCAAGUGUGGAUAAGAGGAACACGGGCACCAGCCGAGCCUCUGCGGCGACAAGUGCCGCCGCCACCACCCGGACGGCGGGCUCGUCAUCGGCAUCAACAGCCGGAUCUAGGCCAGCGGGCCCCGGAGCCAUCGGGCCGCGCAACAGCAACGGCACGGCCGCAACAGCGCCCUCAUUGGGACCCUACACCCACAGCAGCGCUCCUAGGGCCUCACCGGCGCCGGCGGCUCGUGCCAGCCCGCAUGACGCCGCGCGGCGGAGCAGUGGUGCCAGCGGCAACGGCAGCCCGGCGCAGCCCUGCCCGUCGAGGUCGCCAGCAGGACUGCACGUGCAUCAGCCUGACGCGCGGGCUUCUCAUGGCAGCGCACCGGCAGCCCCGAAGCCGCUCGCGAGCUCCUUCACCAAUGUCCCUCAGCCACAGCUGGCGGCACGCACGCGUGUCGCGCAGGACAUCCUCGGCGACUCAGGGCCUGAAAGCCGAGACUAUGAAACACAUGGAUCACCCACGACCGGCUCCACCGCCACGACAACGUCAACGGCAGUAGCAGCACCAGCAGUGGUGGCACCAGAUGGCCCGGCCCCAACGGAGCAGGAUGAGCUUUGCGAGUUGGCCGCGGCUGGUAUCAUCGUGGCGUGCCAACUGGACGGGAGUGGCGUCUGCGAUGUGUCCAUGCGCGGAAUCACGCGCCUGCCGUCCGCGCUGAGCAAAUUCUUCAGGGCGGAGGGCUCGUUGGUCCGGGAACUGCAGCUGCAAGGCAACCGCCUGGCCGCCGCGUGCCUGCCGCCGCUGCACCUGCUGCCCGGGCUCACGGCGCUGGACCUGUCUUCCAACCUUUUGGAGAUGGUUCCGGCUCACAUUGGCUGCCUGGGUCGGCUGCGGGACCUGGACCUGUCCCGCAAUGAGGGGCUGCGGGAGCUGCCGCCGCAGCUGUGCGACCUCACGUCACUCACACGACUGGACCUGAGCCACUGCGGUCUGGAAUGCCUGCCGCUGAGGAUGGAGCGAUUGGGCAGGCUGGUGGAGAUGAGGUUGGACCGCAACGCGCUGUCGUACCUGCCGCCCGCCGCCGCCGCGCUGCCCAGCCUUACCGCCCUGCACGCCAGCCACAACCGCCUGACCGCGCUGCCGGCGGAGCUGGGCGGGGCUUCCAGCCUGACGGGCAUCUUCGUGGCGCACAACCAGCUCACGGCGCUGCCGGCGUCCAUUGGCCAGCUGCGGCCGCGUCUCGCCGAGCUGCAGCUCCACUCGAACCGCCUGUCGGUGCUGCCACGCGAGCUGGGGCUGCUGCUGGGGCUGACGCGCCUCACCAGCGCCGGCAACCCGCUGGUGCACCCGCCGCUGGCCGUGGCGCGGCGCGGCGUGGCGGCGGUGCGGGAGUACCUGCUGCGACACAUGCCGUCGCAAGAGGAGGGGGCAGAGGAGGGGGAAGAGGAAGUGGCAGGAGUAGGAGAGGGGGGAGGAGCCGGAGCGGUGUGUGGAGCGGGGGAGGGAGAGGACGAGGGUCAGGAGGAGAAGGAUGGGAGCGAAGAUGCGAAGGGGGAGGAGCCGCGGCGGCAGGAAGGGCGGCGCGCAGCGGCGGCGGUGGCGGCUGGGCCGCGAGUAGCACUCGGCGGCUCCUGCGUGUCGUGUGCGGACAAGGCGGACCGCUUGGAGGACCUCGGCCAGCUGCUGCGGGACGCCCGGGAGCGGCAGGAGCGGAGUGAGCGGCAGUUGGACCAAGCCCGGGAGCAGAUGAGCCGACAGUCUCGCGACCUGGCGGCUCAGGCGGUUCAGGCGGUGGCGCUGCAGGGCGAGAUCACCCGCCUGGGCCGCCUGCUGCAGGCAGCGGCACUGCAGCCAGGAUACCGCGCUGGCGGCACGCACGGCAGCGGCGGCGGCGGCGGCGGCGCCAGUGGCUCCUCCUCGCUGCAGGGCGAAGUGGAGGCGGCCCUGCGGAGUGAGCUGGCAGACCUGAGGCGGCAGCUGGAGGCGGCGGAGGCGGCGGCGGAGGCGGCGGGGCGGGAGCUGCGGCAGCAGCGGCACCGCACGCAAGAGGCGGAGGCGCAGGCAACGCUGGCUCGUGAGCGUAGUCAGGAGGUGGACGCCGCACUGGCGCGGGAGCGCCAGCGCUGCGACGCCGCCACCGCCGCCGCCACGGCCGCGGAGGGCGAGGUGGCGCGACUGGGAGGCGUGCAGGGGGAGCGAGACAACUUGAGGGCCGAGCUGCAGGCAAUAAAGGCCUCCCAGGAGGAGGCGUGGGCCGCCGCAGCCUCAGCGCGGGACGGGCAGUUGGCGGCGGAGGGGCGGGCGGACAUGACGGCGGGGCGACUGGCCGCGGCAGCGACAAAGUGUCGGGCACUGGAGCAGCAGCUUCAAAACCAGCAGGAGCAGGUGGCACGAGAUGCGGCCGAAGCUGCCUCCAGGGAGCGGGAGCUGCGGAACGAGCUUGCGAGAUUGAAGGCCGACAACGCGGUGUUGAUUGCCGAGCGGGAGUUGCUGGCUCCCCCAGCACGCGCAACAGCUGUGUCGGGAUGGUUGCCGCCGCAGCGGAUAUGACCCCACGGCUGUAGCCGAUCGUCGACGGGGAGUUCCUUGGAAACGCUUGGGGUUAGAGGCAUUUGGGAGGGUCAGGCUUGGGGCACUUGAGGAGGAUGCCCGUGGAGGACGGCGAAAGGAGGCGUGCGUUUAGGACCCGGGAGGCGAGGGCGACGAGCAGGAGGGCAGGAAAGGACCCGCACGCGGUUGUGCGAAAGGCCGCGCGCAGGUGGCAACAUGCUUUGCAUUAGCUUGAAGUCGCUACAUUCCCCUACAUUCCC